CCCAUCUCUAGUCCAAUGUUCCGUUCAUAGUCGAAUUUCACAGAUUAUUUAGUGUGGAAUGUUUUCAUUGGCUGAUUGUAGUUUCCAUUCUUAUUGGCUGACUAUCUUUGGAACGGAGUGUUCCGCAGCAAAAUAAACAUUCGUGUGUUUAUUGUUGAUUGCUUCGCGAUAUGUUAUUUCUUAACAGCUCGAGUGCAUUAGGCAGACUAUGCUGCACCAUGAUGCCGUCAGGUUCCCACUUAGUAGGAGCCUCUGCGAAAAGAACGUUUUACCACUGGUUAAAUAAAAUUUGGAAUAAUGUCGAUACGGAACGAAUAAAAGCCGUUGGGCCGGAUAGGGCGUGUGCCGAAUGGUUGAUGAAAAAUGGGGCUUCCAUCAAAUGGGCCUCAGAAAAGGACUAUGUAACAGAUUAUAACAAAUUAGCAGCAGCAGGGGAAAAACAAUAUAUUGAAGAAAUCGAUGCAUCACAUUCUAGCAUUAUGGGUUAUGGAUUUCCCUAUUUCGAAGGGUGCAACCACAUUAAAUUUAUAAAACUACACAAAUGUCACAACAUAGAUGACGACGCCUUAGGAUCAUUAGCGAUUUUAAAGCGUUCAUUAAAACAUUUGCAAGUUAGCUCUUGCGGGAACGUUACGGAUAAAGGUAUUACUUCACUUGUGGCUUUGGAAAAUUUGAAUACAUUGAUACUGUUUAAUUUGCCUGGUGUAAAAGAUAAAGAAAAAACUGUUAAUUUUUUGAAGACUGGACUGAAAUCCUGUAUGAUUGAUUACAAGUAAUACUGACUAAGACCUGAGUAUGAUAAUAUUGUCAUUGUACCUGCUUUCAGUACUAUGGUGAUGUGAACUGGACAAAACAAUGUUACCGAAGUAGAUCAUAUUGUUCGCGGCCAGAAACGAAGUAAUACAUAUUCACGGUGGUUUUCGUGCAAAACGAUCAGUGUAGGUCUGAUCGCAGCGUAGAAUCAAGUAUCAAAAUUUGUGAUCAUUCUCCACCUCUGUUGUUAAUGAAGUGUAAAAUAUUCAUUUAUAAUAUCUGUUACUUACGUUAUUUAAGAGUCAUAGCUACAUUUCCUAGCCUUAAUCUGUUUAUGACGAAAUAAAGGACAUUGAAUAACACACUAGAUUUACGUAAAUUCUAAUGGCAUUGUUUUGAUAUUGAGUUGUAGUUGUUCUUUAAAAGUCUUUAUAGUACUAUGUGUGUCAUAUCCCUUGUUAACAUCUGUGUUUACAACGUCAUAUACUCUAUCUUGCCAAAUAAGUCACUUGAAGAAGAAUCAGAAAAGUUGUCAAGGUGUAACUUAGUAUACUAUCAAAGAUCUUGUUUUGAAAUUAAUCAAUACUUUAUAUUUAUGUGACUGCACAGAUAUUUAUUGAAAGGGGUUUAUUUACAAUAAGAAUGGAAUAUUAUUUAACUUCAAGAAUUUGAUAAGUUACCAAUGCAGUCAUUGUGUACUUAAUAUGCAGGUGCUAUGUAAAGAUGUAAUUAUUUUUCAGAAAUCCGCAUUGUAAUUAGAAUUUUUGCAGUACAGUGCAAAUCUACAUUGAGUCCUUUACAGGGAUAGAAAGUGCAUUAACUGACAUGUUAAAUACUGCAUUGCCAACUCUCAACCAAACUGUUACCAAUUUAGAUAGAUCACAGUGUACUGUACCGAUCAGGCUGUCUCCACAACUUAAAUUUCAGAAGCUGAUUUAGAUGUAAAGGAAGCACAUAUUGUUUUGUAAUGUCCGUUUGCGCAAAUGUUUUGUCAUGCACCACACCAUUAUGUUAUGUGAAGAAACUAACAUCAAGUACACAUAGUUAUAGUUGUUUCUGCAAUGCUUAUAGCACUGUAGCCAUUUUCACUUGUGCAAUUUUUUUUCUUCCCAUUGAUCUAAUGAACAUAAAGCAACCAUGUACCAUAACAAUACA
This is a messenger RNA of Schistocerca gregaria, 1908 nucleotides long. RefSeq names its product ATP synthase subunit s, mitochondrial. Lineage: Eukaryota; Metazoa; Arthropoda; Insecta; Orthoptera; Acrididae. The transcript has 2 exons. The record is from RefSeq and is a predicted model, not a curated record. Bases 171 to 776 code for a protein of 201 amino acids.